Molecule: messenger RNA, 1394 nt
Organism: Dipodomys ordii (Ord's kangaroo rat)
Lineage: Eukaryota; Metazoa; Chordata; Mammalia; Rodentia; Heteromyidae
Gene: Lgals12
Product: lectin, galactoside-binding, soluble, 12
Exons: 9
Coding region: 1-945 (314 amino acids)
Biological process (GO): intrinsic apoptotic signaling pathway; lymphatic endothelial cell migration
Molecular function (GO): integrin binding; lactose binding
Source: RefSeq, a predicted model, not a curated record
AUGGCACCUGGAGGAGCCCUGGACCCAAUUCCUGACAGCUUCAUCCUGCAGCCGCCCAUCUUCCACCCGGUAAUUCCUUAUGUCACCACAAUCUUUGGCGGUCUGUAUGCAGGCAAGAUGGUCAUGCUUCAGGGUGUGGUCCCUCUGCACGCCCGCAGGUUUCAGGUGGACUUUCAGUGUGGCUGCAGCCUGAGUCCCCGGCCAGACAUUGCCAUCCACUUCAACCCUCGCUUCCACACCACCACGCCCCACGCCAUCUGCAACAGCCUGCACAGUGGACAGUGGCAGGCAGAGGUCCGCUGGCCUGGCCUGGACCUGCGGAGAGGGGCCAGCUUCAUCAUCCUCUUUCUCUUUGAGAACGAGGAGAUGAAGGUGAGCAUAAAUGGAAAGCACUUUCUCCACUUCCACUACCGGCUCCCGCUGUGUCGGGUAAAUACGCUGGGCAUCUAUGGCGACAUCUUGGUGAAAGCGGUUGGAUUCCUUAACAUCAAUCCAUUUGCAGAAGGCAGCAAAGAAUAUCCAGCCGGACAUCCUUUUCUGCUGUACAGUGCCCGGCUGGAAUUGCCCUGCUCACGUGCUCUUUCUCGAGGUCUCUGGCCUGGACAAGUCAUCAUAGUUCGAGGGCUGGUCACGCAAGAGCCGAAGGAUUUCACCUUGAGCCUGAGAGAUGAGGCUGCCCGCGUGCCCGUGACCCUGAGGGCUUCCUUCGCAGACCAGACGCUGGCCUGGAUCUCCCACUGGGGACGCAAGAAGCUCAUCCCAGCCCCUUUCCUCUUUUACCCCCAGCGAUUCUUCGAGGUGCUGCUUCUGUGCCAAGAAGGAGGACUGAAACUGGCACUCAAUGGGCAGGGGCUGGGAGCCACCAGCUUGGACCAGCAAGUGCUAGAGCAAUUACGGGAGCUCCGAAUCAGUGGAAGUGUCCAGCUCUACUGCGUCCACAUCUGAGGAAGGGGAGUCCGGCGCUACUCCAACCAGGCAAAAGAAAAGCCAGCCUGUGCCACAACUCCACUGUACAGCCCUAGUCCAUUGGCCUUCGUUAAACCACCAACCUGUCUCAGGGCCCAGGUCACUUGUAGAUCACAAUCCUGAGGCUGCAGGGAGGUUGGGUCCACACAACAGAGGGAAGAUAGCAGGUCCAAAAGUUGCUCCAACUCUUGAGUCCUACUAGGAGCGUGGCGUUUAUCGGUGCCAACCUUCAUGGACCCAGGCUGCACCCACAGGGCCAGCAGGCUGUGCAGGCUGCAGGUAGUAUGUGAAAGAACAACACCGAACGUGCCCUCUGGCUAAAAAGGACAAUGUGUCAAUAAGCCCCUCUCCAGUAGGCACUGUGUACUCGGUGAAAUGCAUGACCAACUUCACAACCGGCUCAUAAUUUCAUAAAGACCCAGAAAGAA